Messenger RNA from Guillardia theta CCMP2712, 1387 nucleotides. RefSeq lists its product as hypothetical. Bases 168 to 1019 code for a protein of 283 amino acids. The transcript has 9 exons. The record is from RefSeq and is a predicted model, not a curated record. NCBI's taxonomy places the organism in Eukaryota, Cryptophyceae, Pyrenomonadales, Geminigeraceae.
AGGAGGGCAGGAGUGAGAGUGAGAGAAGGAGAGGGGAAGAGCAGGUCGAGAAUCCAAGUCAAGUGAAGGCAAGAAACCAGAGGACCAGGACACAGUAAGCGGAAGGAGGAGAGGAAAUCAAAUCUGAACGAGAAAGAACAAAGAGCAGACUACGACUUUCAAGGACAAUGGCUGAAGCAAUCCGAACACGCCCUUCAAUCGCUCCCUCUGAUGGUAGAAGGGCAUGCCUGCUCGCCGUCCUCCUACUUGGUCAAGCAGCAUCGUCCUGUUGUUGGAUGACUCUUCCAGUCCUCCGAGCUCGGGAUGAAUGUGCGAUUCAACUGGGACAGUGGAGCCAUGGCGCUCUGGGGGCUCAAUGCUUGAAGCCAUCGCCAUGCUCACAUGCUACGAAGGAACGAACGUCGAGCAUGCUCGCAGGCACAACCAUGGUUGACGGAGCUGUGGGUGCAAUGCCGAGGAGGACAAUAAUUCUUUCAGCAGUGGGACUUUCAGUCCUGCUGGGCUACUCGCCUCCUGCAUCUGCCGUAUCUUACUCAACCAAGGGCUUGGUGAACACGAUCAGGCUGAAGGAGGGAGUACGCUACUUGCUCCUCUACAGCUUGACAGGGAAGGAGGUCGACAGCUUUCAGCAGGAAGUCAAGUUUCUGUUCAGAGAUACGAAUCCUUCAAGGAACCUGGAGGCCGCGGUCGCUGCACAGCAGGCUUGUAGCGCCCUGAUCGACGACUCGGAGGAGCCGCCCAGACUCACGCCCAACGCGGUGCAAGCUCAGCUGUCAGCUGGGAAGAUCGUGGAGUUCCUGUCCAAGCUGGUUGAGUACGACGGUUGGGACAAACUUGACAAGGAAGACAUCAACCCAAAGUUUCAGCGCAUGACCGAGCAGAAAAUCAAGUUUGCUACGCGCGGGCUGAACGCCAUCAUAGAAGAGAUUGAUCAUUUCCUCGCUCUGUUUCCGGCCGAUCAAGUCCGGGAGGCGCAGGAGGUGUACAACGAGGUGUUCGCUCCCAAGUACGAGAGCUGAGAACUCGAGGCAGACGGAGGCGAUCUUUCAGACCUCUCACGCCGUUAGCUGGGGAUGAGUUGGGACUUCGAGCUACGAAGUGCGAUGGAUUCAUGUCAUCAUUCCGUCGCAUCCCAUGCUUUUCCAGACCUGUUGCGCUAGUCAACAACAAGUGAAGGGGAGAAAGGAAAACGUCAACGUCGAGAGUCCGAUUGCUGGCCUGUUCAGAGAUCCUCCCUGACACCUGCAGGCAGUCGCAUCAGCUGGGAAAUAGCUGGGGGGCUGCCUUACGAUUCCUCUCUUGACUUUAAUGGAAGGCAUUCCGUGAUGAGUCGUCUUGGGCCAGCAGCUCCCGCUCUGAGAUGUUACAGUAAAGAUACGAAGCCCUG